UCACGUGUUCAAGCCUAGUGUUCUCCUUGACUGUGUUCUCUAGUGUUUCUUGUGCUUUUGUGGAUUUAUUUUGGAUUGGAGCCAUUGCCUUAACCGGACAGGAAGUCAGUUUGGAUUUAAUGGUCAUUUUUGGAGAAUUACAGUGACAUUCAAUUAGGUCACCUCCUCCCUAACCGAAAUUGCACUGAGAGAGAAUUUAUAUGGUCUCGUCCCUAUUGCUGCCCCCUUUCAAAGGGAGUGGUUACAUCCCCCAUGGGGUGUUCAGAGGACAACAGGGGACGCUGGAAACAAUAUAUUGGAAAGGGGGGCGCUGAGAUGCUCUUUGGGGACGUUUGUUGAGUUAAAAAUGUUAAGAAAAAAAUAUCUGUUACAAAUGGUAGUUGUCAUGUCUGGAGGAGUGUCAUGGGAGGAGGCAGCAGAAAAGAGAAUCUGACAGGAUAUAAAUCUUGCAGCAUCACAGAGCAUCAGAGUUCCAGUUCCAGCUGGAAGUCAGGAAGACUCACGCACAACUUGUCUGUUCAGGUGCUGACGGGUUGGAGAAAUAUCUUCAGGUACCAUGGAGAUAGCUGCUCUGGGUCGACCUUUCACCCUAGGAAUGCUCUACGAUGCUCGGAAAGAUCAACUAAUCCCAGGUUUGACUUUGGAUGAUAAAACUCUAAAAGACAAUACAGUUGUAAGCUAUCAGCACGGCAGUGCAUUUGAAAUUUCUACAUCAGACUCCAUUGAAUCCAAGUCCUUUCUGCUGGAUGUUGAUGCGUCUCUGAAGGUCAGUUUCAUGAGUGGACUGAUUGAAGUUGGAGGAUCUGCCAAGUAUCUGAAUGAUAAGAAGAAAUCCAAGAAUCAGAGGAGAGUUACGUUUCAGUACAAAGCCACCACCAACUUCAAGCAGUUGUCAAUGAUCGACCAUUUAACCAUGAGUACCAAACAGACAGAUGUUAUUCAGAAGGGCUCUGCAACACAUGUAGUCACAGGCAUCCUUUAUGGAGCAAACGCUUUCUUUGUGUUUGACAGUGAGAAGUUAGACGCCAGCAACGUUCAGAACAUCAAGGGCAAAAUGGAAGCUGUGAUAAAGAAGAUCCCCUCAUUUAAUGUUGAGGGGAAAGUUGACAUCAAACUGAAUGAAGAAGAAAAAGCUUUGGCUGCUAAAUUCUCCUGCAAAUUCUACGGAGACUUCAUUCUUGAAAGCAACCCUACAACAUUUGUAGAUGCAGUGAAGACCUACGUACAACUUCCAAAGCUGCUGGGAGAAAGUGGAGAGAACAGUGUUCCACUGAAGGUCUGGCUGAUGCCACUGAAGAAUUUAGUUCGCAAAGCUGCUGAGCUGGUGAGUGCGAUCAGUGUUGGACUAGUGAGAAAGGCUCAAAAUGCUCUGGAGGACCUGCAUCAUCUGGAAAAAUUAAGCAACGAUUUGCUGGAAGAAAUGGUUCAAGAUUUUCCACCAAUCAAAGAAAAGUUGAGAAGUUUCCAGAAACUGUGUCAUUACUAUGCAGCUAACCUCAGACAGACAAUGGAGAAAAAAGUUCCUUCCAUCCGCGAUGGUAAAGAAGGCGAGAGCGAAUUAGAAAAAGUCUUUGAAGACAGAAACAAGUCACCGUUCAGCCAUGAGAAACUAACCAAGUGGAUGGAAGAUAAAAAGAGAGAAAUCAACAUCAUCAGGUCCUGUGUAGAGAUGAUGGAGGGAACAAAGAUCGUCCACAGUCAGUCAGAGCUGGACAGAGAGGUUCUUGGUGUAGAGGAGGCUCUGUGCUUUGUUUUCAUCCUGGAAAGUGCUGACCCCUGCCUUGAUGAAAUGGCCAAAUACUUUGAGUCAGUUAAGUCAGAAUCUUCCAAUGAAGAGCCGUGGUACUACUCAGAUGAAGUUUUAAUCAAAAUGAGAGAAAAGGCCAAAGCUUUCCAGGAUCUUACCAAAACACUGAAGAACAACAGCCAAUUCUGUUUCCUCAUAGCUGCCACUGAAAAUAAGAAAAACACCGGAGCAACCAUCUACCAUUACAGGAAGGGCAUCCUGGUGACUAAUGCAUUUUUCACCCUCCCUCCUGUGGAGACAAUUGCCAAUAAAAGAGAUUUGAUCUGGUAUUCCUGUGAUCUCACUCUGGACCCAGACACAGCGCACAACCACCUCACUCUGUCUAAGGGGAACAAGAAGGCAACAUGUGGAGCAAGGCACUCGUAUCCUGACCUCCCGCAGAGAUUUGAUUAUUACGCUCAGGUUCUGUGCAGAGAGGUGACCGGGCGCUUCUACUGGGAGGUGGAGUGGAGUACUGGCUCGUUGAAGGGGUUGCUGUUGGUGUCACCUACAAAGGCCUGUUUAGGAAAGGAAACUUUAGCCAGUGUGGGCUUGGACGCAAUAUCAUGUCCUGGAGUUUAGACCACACAGGGUCCCCAC
This is a messenger RNA of Micropterus salmoides (largemouth bass), 2386 nucleotides long. RefSeq names its product cytolytic toxin-alpha-like. NCBI's taxonomy places the organism in Eukaryota, Metazoa, Chordata, Actinopteri, Centrarchiformes, Centrarchidae. The record is from RefSeq and is a predicted model, not a curated record.